Molecule: messenger RNA, 2255 nt
Organism: Heteronotia binoei (common prickly gecko)
Lineage: Eukaryota; Metazoa; Chordata; Lepidosauria; Squamata; Gekkonidae
Product: gastrula zinc finger protein XlCGF57.1-like
Exons: 9
Coding region: 30-1769 (579 amino acids)
Biological process (GO): regulation of transcription by RNA polymerase II
Cellular component (GO): nucleus
Molecular function (GO): RNA polymerase II cis-regulatory region sequence-specific DNA binding; DNA-binding transcription factor activity, RNA polymerase II-specific
Source: RefSeq, a predicted model, not a curated record
GCUGGCCAAGCGUAGCCAGAAGCCGGAGCAUGCGUGCGUGCGGCCAAAGGUGGGCAGACGCUUCCUUCCCCGCCCCCUCGCUUUCCCGGUGUGCCUCACGCCGCGCCUGCGCACUGGUCCCCAACCGGCUCCGUUUCGGGAGCCUCAUCAUGGCGGAGCCGCGCGUCAAGGCGCUGCGGGACUACCGCGAGAAGCUGCUGGAGCACAAGGAGGUCGACGGGCGCCUCAAGGAGCUGAGGGAGCAGCUGAAGGAACUGAGCAAGCAGCAUGAAAAAUCUGAGAAGGACCUCAAGACUCUGCAGAGCUUCGGACCGAUUGCUGGUGAGGUUCUCAAACAGUUAACAGAAGAGAAGUUCGUCGUCAGAGCCGCAAACGGACCGAGAUACGUUGUCGGUUGUCGGCGUCGGCUGGAUAAAAGCAAGCUGAAGCCGGGCACGAGAGUCGCCCUGGAUAUGACCACUCUGACCAUUAUGAGAUGUUUGCCAAGGGAAGCGGAGCCGUCGGUUUGCAAUACAUCUCAUGAAGAUCCCGGAAAUGUCUCCUGCUCCGAGAUCGGAGGACUGUCGGAACCAAUCCAGGAACUGAGAGAGGUGACGGAACUGCCUCUGACAAAUCCAGAAUUGUUCCAGCGGGUGGGAAUCAUCCCCCCCGAAGGCUGCUUGCUGUACGGACCACCAGGCAGAAGUAUAAGAGAGACUUUGGUGGAGAAAGAGAAUGGUCUCGCAUCCAAAGAAAGGCCAGAGAUUUCCCCAAGAGGAUCCCAAGAACGUAUUUCCUUCCCAGAUGAGUUGGCUGGCACAGAGGAUGUUCAGGGGAAUGUGGAGGGGGAGGAACCGGAUGGAGUUAAAAAUGAAGACUUGCAAGAAAACCUCAGGGAUCGGGACAGACCUAAGCGAAAGAAAUGCAACAGUUUGGUUGAGAAGACAGAUGAAAGACAGCAUAAUAUACAUUUCCCAAAUGAGAGGAUAAUGAAAACAAGCACAUCCAUUUGGUGUGGAAAGUCCUUAAAAAAUAGAUCACAGCUCCUUGAGGACCAAAGAAGACGCAGAAAGGCGAAACCGUUUGAAUGCUCAGAGUGCAGAAAGAGAUUCAGUCAUCAAGCCAAUCUUCGACAGCAUCUAAGAACUCACACAGGGGAGAAACCUUUUGAGUGCUCGGAGUGUGGACAGAGAUUCAGGUUCAGUGGUGAUCUUCAAAGGCAUCAGAAAACCCACAUAGGGGAGAAACCUUUUGAAUGCUCAGUGUGUGGAAAGAGAUUCAGUCAGAAAACCCAUCUUCAACAGCACCAAAGAACCCACACAGGGGAGAAACCUUUUGAAUGCUCAGAGUGUGGAAAGAGAUUCAGGUUGAGUGGCGAUCUUCAAAGGCAUCAGAGAACCCACACAGGGGAGAAACCUUUUGAAUGCUCAGAGUGUGGGAAAAGAUUCAUGUUGAGUGGCCAUCUUCAAAGGCAUCAGAGAACACACACUGGGGAGAAACCUUUUGAAUGCUCAGAGUGUGGAAAGAGAUUCUGUCAGAGUAGCCAUCUUCAACUGCACCGAAGAACCCACACAGGGGAGAAACCUUUUGAAUGCUCAGAGUGUGGGAAAGGAUUUAGUCAGCAAGGCCAUCUACAGCUGCACCGAAGAACCCAUACAGGAGAGAAACCUUUUGAAUGCUCAGAGUGUGGAAAGAGAUUCAGUCAGAGUAUUCAUCUUCAAGAACAUCAAAAAACACACGCGAGAGAAAAGCUUUUGAAUGUUCACAGUGUGGAAAUAAAUUCCGGUUGAGUGGCAAUUUCCAAAGGCAUCAGUAGCUAUCUUCAACUACAUCAAAAAAACCAACAUAGAGGGAAGCUCUUUCUGAAUGCUCAGAUUAGCCAACUUCAGCUGCAUCAAAGAACCUAUCCAGGGGAGAAACCUUUUGAACGCUCAGAGUGUGGAAAGGGAUUCAGAUCGCACGGCCAUCUUUGACAGCAUCUAAGAAACCAGGUAACGGCUUAGCCGGUUAAAGGAGCUCUUGUAGAAAGCUUCAGUCUACACGGAAAUCUUACCCUAAACAGGAAGAAAUGCUAAGAAUCCUGAGAUUAUGGAAGGAGUUUAGACAUGUUUGAAGCCUUCAACUGCAUCCCACAUUAUGUUAAAGGGACAGCACACUUUUUUCCUCCAGACAGCUGGCAACACUAGAUAAAGUGCUUUUUAUAAAUUGGAGAAAACAAAACUCAGCUAAGGAAGGGCGAUGGCUUAUUAAAGAGAUUAUUAUUCAUUUCAGGUAAA